AAAUAAUUUGAGGAGGUCCACCUCUCCGGAUAAAACAUGAGCCAUGAAUACAGUGAUUUAGACAGGCAGAUCGAGCAGCUGAAGCAGUGUGAGAUUAUCAAGGAGUCUGAAGUGAAAGCGCUAUGCGCUAAAGCACGUGAGAUUCUCUCUGAAGAAUCUAACAUCCAGCGAGUUGACUCCCCUGUCACGGUGUGCGGUGAUAUACAUGGCCAGUUUUACGAUCUCAAGGAACUCUUCCAAGUGGGAGGCGAUGUGCCCAGCACCAACUACCUCUUCAUGGGCGACUUCGUGGACCGUGGUUUUUACAGCGUCGAGACCUUCCUCCUACUCCUAGCUCUCAAGGUACGAUACCCAGACCGUAUCACACUGAUCAGAGGUAACCACGAGAGUAGGCAGAUCACACAGGUUUACGGGUUCUAUGACGAGUGUCUCAGAAAAUACGGCAGUAUCAACGUCUGGUACUACUGUACCGAGGUAUUCGACUACCUGUCCCUCUCGGCAAUGAUUGACAACAAGAUAUUCUGUGUUCACGGUGGACUGUCUCCCUCUGUUCAGACUAUUGAUCAGAUCAGGGUUAUCAACAGGAAGCAGGAAGUGCCCCACGAUGGUCCCAUGUGUGAUCUCCUCUGGUCGGAUCCUGAGGAUAUAGAGGGUUGGGGUCUAUCCCCGCGUGGUGCAGGCUACCUGUUUGGAGUGGACGUGGUCCAGCAGUUCAACGAGACGAACAAUGUGGAUAUGAUCUGUCGGGCUCAUCAGUUGGUCAUGGAGGGCUUCAAGUGGCACUUCAACAACAUGGUCCUUACAGUGUGGUCAGCUCCUAAUUACUGCUACAGGUGCGGGAACGUGGCAGCAAUCCUAGAGUUGGAUGAGAAUCUUCAGAAGGAGUUCACUAUAUUUGAAGCGGCGCCAACCGAAAGUCGCGGAGUGCCGUGUAAGAAACCUCAACCAGACUACUUCUUGUAAUAUUUCCUGUCGCGUUAUGACGUCACAAGUUACUACUGUGACGGUGACGCUAUUAUAAUCUGACGUCACCAGUAACCCUCAUCAAACUUUUAUAUUUGUAAAAUCGUUGAGCUGCUACCUGGAGCUUAGAUGAUUAACUUCUAAUUGUAAACUAGUAUUAUCAUCGUUUGGCUGUCACUCGUGUUAUCUUACAUGAACGUGACCAGUCUGUUAAACUUACUGUAAAAUAGCCGUUGCUUCAGUGUAUUUAAUAUUAUCAAUAUUUCGAAUAAAAGUGGUGUCUAAGUAAGAUAUUUAAAGGAAUUUAGUUGAGCAGUUUAUGUUUACGUAAGUAAUUUAGGUGACUUUAAGAUUCAAUCGGAUUAUGGUUAUAUAUCGGAUACUGAAUUUAAAACUCUUAUUAGUUCAUUUCUAUAUGAUGCAUUGAUUGCUGGGUGUAGCUUAACAUUUUAACACUAGAGAAAGAAGAUUCUUUUCUGUAAAUGAACCAAAUGAUUGCCAACGGUGGACGGUGCAUAGUUUACAGAAUUCUUCAUUUUUAUCGAUGUUUCCAUCUCAAUAA
Bolinopsis microptera is the source of this 1525-nucleotide messenger RNA. Its product is annotated as serine/threonine-protein phosphatase 4 catalytic subunit. NCBI's taxonomy places the organism in Eukaryota, Metazoa, Ctenophora, Tentaculata, Lobata, Bolinopsidae. The transcript is spliced from 10 exons. Gene Ontology annotation, molecular function: protein serine/threonine phosphatase activity. The record is from RefSeq and is a predicted model, not a curated record. Gene Ontology annotation, cellular component: nucleus; cytoplasm. Bases 37 to 963 code for a protein of 308 amino acids. Gene Ontology annotation, biological process: double-strand break repair via homologous recombination.